Molecule: messenger RNA, 2283 nt
Organism: Schizophyllum commune H4-8
Lineage: Eukaryota; Fungi; Basidiomycota; Agaricomycetes; Agaricales; Schizophyllaceae
Product: glycoside hydrolase family 55 protein
Exons: 8
Coding region: 1-2283 (760 amino acids)
Source: RefSeq, a predicted model, not a curated record
AUGUUAGCAGGCAUCCUCCUGUUCCCUUUGCUUUCUCUUCUUGCUAUGGCCUUCCCGCUGGAGAAGCGCCAAUCGGACUCGUUCUGGCUGGAGAGCAUCACCCACCAGGGCAAGGCCGCGUUCAACGACGACGCUUCCUACACUGUUUUCCGCAACGUCAAGGACUACGGCGCGGUCGGCGAUGGUGUGACCGAUGAUACGGCUGCUAUCAACCGCGCCAUCUCUGAGGGCAACCGUUGCGGCGCCUUCACUUGCGUUUCUUCUACUAUCACUCCGGCCGUUGUUUACUUCCCCCAGGGAACCUACCUCGUCACCUCCCCCAUCCAGCCAUACUACUACACCCAGCUGAUCGGUGAUGCGAAGAACCUUCCGACGCUCUUGGCGGCUUCCAACUUUGCCGGCAUGGCCAUCAUCGACGCUGACCCCACCGAAGGCGGCAAGAGCUGGUAUGUUAACCAGAACAACUUCUUCCGCUCGGUUCGCAACUUCGUUAUCGAUACGCGCCAGGUGCCGCCCGCCAACGGCGCGACGGGUGUGCACUGGCAGGUCGCGCAGGCUACCUCGCUGCAGAACAUCCGCUUCGAGAUGUCUACCGACGCCAGCACCAUCCACCAGGGUAUCUGGGCCGAGAAUGGCUCCGGAGGCUUCAUGAGCGACCUCAUCUUCAACGGAGGCAAGUUCGGUAUGUGGGUUGGCAACCAGCAGUUCACGGUCAAGAACGUCACCAUCAACAACGCGCAGACGGCCAUCUACACCAUUUGGAACUGGGGAUGGACCUACCAGGGCGUCACUAUCAACAACUGCGGCGUUGGCUUCGACCUCAUGACCGGCGGUACCACUGAGGACACGCAGACCACCGGCGGUCUCGCUAUCAUCGAUGCCACCGUCUCCGACACGCCCGUCUUCGUGCAGACUUCCACCGCCAGCUCUGGCUCCCUCGCCGGCUCCCUCGUCCUCAACAACGCCGUGCUCAACAACGUUCCGACCGCCGUCCAGGUCGCCGGUGGCGCCGUCGUUCUUCAGGGUGGCAGCCUCACCAUCGACUCGUGGGCACAGGGCAACGUCUAUAGCGGCGCCAACACCGCGCACAGCUUCACCCAGGGCGUCGUCCCCGCCCCCUCGAAGGACGCCUCCCUCCUCGACGGCUCCGGCAAGAUCUUCUCGAAGCCGCGCCCGCAGUACACCGACUACACGGCCAGCCAGGUCGUCAGCGCCAAGUCCUCCGGCGCGAAGGGUGACGGCAGCACGGACGACACCGCUGCGCUCCAGGCGCUCUUCGACGCGAACGCGGGCAAGAACAUCGUUUUCAUCGACCACGGCACGUACGUCGUCACCUCGACGCUCACGAUCCCCGUCGGCUCGCGCAUCGUCGGCGAGGUGUUCUCCGUCAUCGCGGGCAAGGGCGACAACUUCAAGGACCCGGCGAACCCGCAGGUCGUUGUCAAGGUUGGCAAUGAGGGCGAUGUUGGCACCGUUGAGAUCCAGGACAUCGCCUUCUCGACUAUUGGGCCGGCUGGCGGCGCUAUCGUCGUCGAGUGGAACGUCGCUGAGGAUGCUCCGGGCUCUGCGGGCAUGUGGGAUUGCCACAUUCGUCUUGGUGGCUCCAAGGGCAGCAACCUCCAGGUCGGCAACUGCCCGGCAGGCAGUCACAACGAGGAGUGUUACUCCGCGUACCUCGCGCUGCACCUCACCCCCAAGUCGACCGCCUACCUCGAGGGUACCUGGGUGUGGAACGCUGACCACGACCUCGACGACCCCGCGGAGGGCCGUAUCACCGUCUACUCUGGCCGUGGUAUCCUUUCCGAGUCCGCUGGUCCCGUCUGGAUGAUUGGCACUGCGUCCGAGCACCAUGUCAUCUACCAGUACAACCUCCACGGCGCGAAGAACCACUACCUCGGUCUCAUCCAGACUGAGUCGCCUUACUUCCAGCCGAACCCCGCCGUCCCGGAGCCCUUCACCAUCAACUCCGACCUCGGUGACCCCUCCUUCCCCGCCGACCUCACCUCCGCCUGGGCCCUCACCAUCUCCCAAUCCGAGAACAUCUUCGUCUUCGGGGCCGGCCUGUACUCCUUCUUCGUCGACUACACGCAGGAGUGCCUCGACACCUGGAACUGCCAGUCCCAGAUCGUCAACGUCGAGUCCGCGGGGAACACGAACAUCGCGAUCUUCCAGCUCAGCACCGUCGCGACGACGAACCAGCUGAGCGUCGACGGCGUCGGCGUGAUCUCGCAGGCGGACAACCGCAACGGGUUCGCCUCGACCGCGACCGUGUGGACCCUAUGA